Haemonchus placei is the source of this 1122-nucleotide messenger RNA. The record is from the annotation of a GenBank genome assembly. Lineage: Eukaryota; Metazoa; Nematoda; Chromadorea; Rhabditida; Trichostrongylidae.
UACGUUACUCACUUUCCUAAGAUCUUCUGUCAGAUAAUGCUUGAAGCUUGUCUCGGAGGCGACGGAGUUAAUUCUGAGAUGGCAUCCGAUGCCGAAAUCGCAGCGUUCCGAGCGCGAAAGGUGGCACUAAUCACCGGUAUUUCAGGACAGGAUGGAUCUUAUUUGGCUGAGUUGUUACUUUCUAAAGGCUACGCAGUGCACGGAGUAAUUCGCAGAUCUUCGUCCUUUAAUACAGCACGUAUCGAACAUCUUUACAGUAACCCCAUCACUCAUCGAGGGGACUCCUCAUUUGCGUUACAUUAUGGUGACAUGACAGACUCAUCUUGUCUGAUUAAGCUUAUCAACACAAUUCAACCUACAGAAGUCUACCACCUUGCUGCUCAGUCACACGUUAAGGUAUCAUUUGACUUACCGGAAUAUACGGCUGAAGUAGAUGCGGUCGGUACGUUGAGGCUGCUUGAUGCUAUUCACGCUUGUGGUCUCACUGAAAAGGUUCGCUUUUACCAAGCAUCGACCUCUGAGUUGUACGGUAAAGUUCAGGAAAUCCCACAAAAAGAGACGACGCCGUUCUAUCCUCGUUCACCAUAUGCUGUUGCUAAAAUGUACGCCUAUUGGAUCGUCGUCAAUUACCGCGAGGCUUACAACAUGUUUGCUUGUAAUGGUAUUCUUUUCAAUCACGAAAGCCCUAGAAGAGGUGAAACAUUUGUCACGCGCAAAAUUACGCGGUCCGUUGCCAAAAUAAGUUUGGGUCAACAGACGUGUGUUGAACUUGGUAACCUUGACUCUCUUCGCGAUUGGGGACAUGCCAAGGAAUAUGUUGAGGUAAGCUGUGGGACUGAACUUCCCUACCUUUUCACUUUGUUGGGAACAGUCACAGAAAAUUAUCAACUACUGUGGGAAGGACAAGGUGUCGAUGAAGUAGGUAUAGAAAAAGGGACCGGUAUUGUGCGAGUCAAAGUAAAUCCUAAGUACUAUCGGCCUACAGAAGUAGAAACCUUGCUUGGUGACGCCAGCAAAGCAAAGAAAGUACUCGGUUGGGAGGCUAAAAUUUCAGUGGAGGAGCUUGCCAAGGAAAUGGUUGCUUCGGAUGUUGCCUUGAUGGCUGCUAAUCCCAGGGCUUAA